UGAUACUCUAUCACAGGGAUAGCGGCUGAAGACCAUCUCGUCAGAUAAGCUCUCAAAAACGUAAUCAAACCAAGUGCCUCCUGUAAGGGAGCCUGUCCUUUGCUGCAGCCAUGGACACCACUACCUCUCUGAAGAUGACGACUGUUGCCGUCCAAAACCUCUUCAGCUACGUCGAGGAGGAGAACCUGUCGGCUAUCAAAGCUCACCUGGACAAAUUUAAGGACGUGGACAGCAGGAGUGAUAGCGGACAGACCCCGCUAAUGGUAGCCGCUGAGCAGGGCAGUUUGGAGAUAGUACAGGAGCUCAUCAGAAGAGGAGCCAAUGUCAACCUGGAUGACAUUGACUGCUGGACGGCGCUGAUUUCAGCGGCUAAGGAGGGGCAUGUGGAGGUAGUGAAGGAGCUUCUUGAUAACAAUGCCAAUCUGGAGCACAGAGACAUGGGUGGCUGGAGUGCCCUCAUGUGGGCAGCCUAUAAGGGUCGUGUGGAGGUGACUCAUCUCCUGCUCGGAAAAGGAGCAAAUCCCAACAUCACUGGUCAGUACAGUGUGUACCCCAUCAUCUGGGCGGCAGGAAGAGGUCAUGCAGAGAUAGUCCAACUUCUCCUGGAACAUGGAGCCAAGGUCAACUGCUCUGAUAAGUACGGUACGACUCCAUUGAUCUGGGCAGCCAGAAAAGGUCACUAUGACUGUGUGAUGCAUCUGCUGGAAAAUGGGGCUGAUGUGGAUCAGGAAGGAGCGAACUCGAUGACUGCUCUCAUAGUGGCAGUGAAGGGAGGCUACACACAGGUAGUAAAGGAACUACUGAAGAGGAAUCCAAAUGUGAACAUGAAAGAUAAAGAUGGUAAUACUGCCCUGAUGAUCGCUGCCAUAGAAGGCCACACUGAAAUAGUGCAGGACCUGCUGGACACUGGCACUUACGUCAAUAUACCAGACAGGAGUGGGGACACAGUACUCAUCGGAGCAGUGCGGGGAGGCCAUGUGGAGAUUGUGCGGGCAUUGCUUCACAAAUACGCUGACAUUGACGUGAGAGGCCAGGACGGUAAGACAGCUCUGUACUGGGCUGUGGAGAAAGGCAAUGCCACUAUGGUGAGGGAUAUUCUACAGUGUAACCCUGAUACUGAAGCCUGCACAAAGGAUGCAGAGACUCCACUUAUCAAGGCCACCAAAAUGAGGAACAUUGAGAUAGUGGAGCUUCUCCUGGACAAAGGCGCCAAAGUGUCUGCUGUUGACAAGAAAGGAGACACCGCCCUCCACAUAGCUAUAAAGGGGCGGAGUCGUAAGCUGGCGGAGCUCCUCCUGAGGAACCCCAAAGAUGGUCGUCUGCUCUACAGGCCCAAUAAAGAGGGCGAGACCCCCUACAACAUCGACUGCACCCACCAGAAGAGUAUCCUCACUCAGAUCUUUGGAGCCAAGCACCUGUCUCCCACUGAGUGUGAUGGGGACAUGCUUGGCUAUGACCUGUACAGCAGUGCUCUGGCUGACAUCCUCAGUGAACCCACCAUGCAGCCGCCCAUCUGUGUGGGCCUGUACGCCCAGUGGGGCAGCGGCAAGUCCUUCCUGCUCAAGAAACUAGAGGAUGAGAUGAAGACGUUUGCUGGCCAGCAGGUGGAGCCAUUGUUUCAGUUCUCCUGGCUGGUGGUGGUUCUGACUCUGUUGCUGUGUGGCUCUGUGGCCGUGGUCCUGGGCUUCACUGUGGACCCAAAGCUGGCCAUCGCUGUGGCCCUCAGCCUGCUUGCCCUGCUCUACAUCUUCUUCGUGUUGGUGUAUUUUGGUGGGAGAAGAGAGGGGGAGAACUGGAACUGGGCAUGGGCAAUAAGUACACGGCUGGCCCGCCACAUUGGCUACCUGGAGCUGCUCCUAAAACUGAUGUUUGUCAACCCUCCAGAGCUGCCAGAGCAGACUACACGUGCUUUGCCCGUUAGGUUCCUCUUCACAGACUAUAACCGUCUGUCGAGUGUGGGUGGAGAGACAUCCAUGGCAGAGAUGAUUGCCACGUUGUCUGAUGCUUGCGAAAGAGAGUUUGGUUUCAUGGCCACCAGACUCUUCAGAGUCUUCAAGAACGACGAGACACAAGGGAAGAAAUGGAAGAAGACGUGCUGCGUGCCUUCUUUCGUGCUCUUCGCUUUGACCCUGGCCUGUCUGAUCACAGGCAUGGCUCUGCUGGCUAUCUUUAAGGUGGACGGCGAGAACAUGACGGUGAACGCGGUGCUCAUUGCCAUGGCCAGCGUGGUUGGGCUGGCACUGCUGCUGAACUGCAGAACCUGGUGGCAAGUGGCUGAUUCUGUGUUCAACUCCCAGAGAAAGAGACUGCACAAUGCCGCCAACAGAAUGCACAAACUCAAGAGUGAGGGCUUCAUGAAGGUGUUGAAAUGUGAAGUGGAGCUCAUGGCUAAGAUGGCGAAGACAAUCGAUGGUUUCACUCAGAACCAGACACGUCUUGUGGUCAUUAUUGACGGGUUAGACUCCUGUGAACAGGACAAAGUGCUGCAGAUGCUUGACACGGUGAGAGUUCUGUUCUCCAAAGGCCCUUUCAUCUCUAUAUUUGCUAGCGACCCUCACAUCAUCAUUAAAGCCGUCAACCAAAACCUGAACAGCGUGCUGCGCGAUUCCAACAUUAACGGCCACGACUACAUGCGCAACAUCGUUCACCUGCCUGUCUUUCUGAACAGCCGCGGCCUCAGCACCGCCAAGAGACUCUGCAUGGCCGCGCCGUCCAACGGAGAGAUGUUAAGCGCAGAGGCAUGUCAUGAGGACAGUGACAGGAAGGUAUCCCAGAACAGUCUUGGGGAUCAGGCAAAACUUGGCAGCAGGACAGCAUUGAACCGCAGGGACACGUACCGCAGGAGGCAGAUUCAGCGUACCAUCACCAGGCAGAUGUCCUUCGACCUGACCAAGCUGCUGGUCACCGAGGACUGGUUCAGUGACAUCAGCCCCCAGACCAUGAGGAGACUGCUCAACAUUGUGUCUGUCACAGGACGUCUUCUCAGAGCCAAUCACAUCAUCUUUAAUUGGGACCGAUUGGCCUCCUGGAUCAAUCUGACAGAGGAAUGGCCCUAUAGGACGUCAUGGCUCAUUCUGUUCCUGGAGGAGACGGAUGGCGUGUCCGACCAAGUUACACUCAAGGCCAUUUACGAGAGGAUUUCCAAAAACAUCCCCACGACUAAAGACGUGGAGCCUCUGUUGGAGAUCGAUGGAGACAUUCGUAGCUUUGAGGUCUUCUUGUCUUCUCGAACCCCAGUCCUCACGGCCCGUGACGUGGAGAUGUUCCUGCCCUGUACCGUCAACCUAGACCCCAAACUCCGCGAGAUCAUCGCUGAUGUCAGAGAUGCCAGGGAGCAGAUGCACAUUGGAGGAGUGACCUAUCCCACGCUGUCCGUGCACGAAGCACCGCCCCGCGGCCCGUCCAUCUUUGGCCAGCACUCUGUGGCCUGUUCGCCCACAGGCUCCUUCACUGGCUCCUUCCCACCCAUGGGGGCAGUGCCCUCCCAGCCCCACAGCAGCUAUUUCAGUGGCAUGACUGGACCUCAACACCCCUUCUAUAACCGGCCCUAUUUCCCACAACAUGUCUAUCACCUGCCACGACAUUACCAUGGCAACCCCCAGCAUGCCCCCUCACGCCCCCCCACCAAACCUGGCUUCCCCAAGGACCCCAACAAUGGACUUUUAAAGUCACAGCCCCUCAGAUCCAAAAAGGGCUCAGGGCCUGUGGUGCCCAGUGCGCCUGCGGUCCUCCUCAGUUCCUUCAGUACAGAUGUUGUGUGUGAGCGUCUCAGACAGAUCGAAGGACUGGACCCCAGCAUGCUGGAGGAGUACACCAGCACCAUCAAGAAGGCUAACGUAAAUGGCCGAGUCCUGUCUCAGUGUAACCUUGAGGAGCUCAAAAAAGAAAUGAACAUGAACUUUGGAGACUGGCAGCUCUUCAGGGCAAUGGUAAUGGAGCAGCGUCACAUAGAGAUGCAGCUGUUGAAUGAGGACUCUCGAGCAUGCAGUGAACAGGGCAGCAGUGUGAUGACUCAGGGGGAGACAGCCAAAUGCUCUGGAGCUCCCCAUGAAGUGGCUGUCAACACAGAGAGCGCUCUCAGAUACAGCCUUAACCUCAGCUUCGAGGAGCUCAGCAACGCCGGCCUGGAGGAACCUCAGAGACACCCCAACCACCAUGGCAUGGCCACUAGUAACAGAACCUCAAGUUUGUCCAGUCUGAACUCUCAGGAGUCAUCCAAUGAUAUCUGCAAACUGACUGACAAGCAGCAGGCUGAGUACCGGAAUGCCUACCAAGAGUAUAUUGCUCAGAUGGCCCAGCUGGAGGGUUCUGGCAGUGGAUUAGAGAAGCCUACACAGCCCCUCCCAGGUCAGUUCCUAUCAAGCAACUCUGAGGACAAGGCCAAGGAGGGAGAGCAGGAGGGCCGCAAGUCCUUCAGCAAGAGAGGAAGCAAACCGAGCGAUGGGGUGGACUUCCCUUCAGCCGCUGACAAUGGGCUGUUACACCCCAUCACAGAGGAGGACGAGAAGCUGGAUCACACCCCCUCCUCUGUAGCGCUCCUCAGCCGCAGGACCAAGGGCCCUGGUCCAUACUACCAUGAAGUACCAAGUGAUGAGGAAUCUGGGGCUGAAGAGUCAGACAACACCCCACUCCUGUGGCAGGUGAAGAGGGAGGAGGCCAGGGCAGCAGAACAGAUAGGUCUCUUGACCAAAGGCAAAGAGUACCUCUCUGACAUCAUCCUAGACAAGAAAGAGUCGUCAGACUCUGGUAUGAGGUCCAGCGAGAGCUCCUCCACUCACUCCCUGCAGGAUGACGAGAGCGUGGCAGUCCAAGUAAAGGAAAAGGAGAAGAAGAAAGAAAAGGAGGUUAAAGAGGAGACUGAGGAAGAGAAACCCGACUUGAUUGAGUUGGUGCUGGAGAGUCCUGUUAAGAAAAGGAGCUUUCCAAGGAGUCUGAGCAGCCUUCAAGACUCCACCGUGGCACGCAUGUCCAUCUGCUCCGAGGCUGCGUCUGAGGCCAGCCUGGCUGCCAGCAGCCCUGAAGAAAGCUGGCCAGUGUCCGCUGUGACUAACCUCAAUCGCACAGCUAGUAACUCCACGCUAGACAACAACAACACCAACACUAACAACUCCCAGCAAAUCCCGCUUCAAACCCCCAGUGCCACCGACAGCCCUGCCCUGAUAAUAAUCCCCAGCUCAGGUGUGGAGACCACGGCUGUGACCAACGAGAACCUCCGCGGCGUCCACCUAAAGAGGACCACAUCUAGCAGCCAGGCACAAACAAGUCACACAGGGUCUGAGCAAGCCUUGCAUGCAGAUGAAAGAGAGAGUGUCCUAUGAAAGACCCCAAGAGCUGAAGAAAUCAGGAAAACACUCUUAAUUAAAAUGACAUGUCCAUUGAAGUAUGACAGCGUAGUGCAAUGAAGUGAUCUGAGCAUUUAUUUGAGCAAAGUCUAAGACGGUUUAGUUAGUUUGAGGCAAUGCUUUUUAAACACACAACAAUAGCGUGUUUCUAAAAUGAACAACAUAAAAAGUGUCGAAGAAAUUCAUACAAAGUCUAGAAAAUUCUGAAUUUUGAACAAGUUGGUCAAUAGAAAACAAUGUUUGUGCAAUUGAUUAGAUGUUAGUAAGUCACUUGUGAUGAACUGAGGUUAUGUAGUGUAGGUGUUGUCUGGGAAUCAUUGUCUUGUCAUGAUGGUGUAAAUUGUGUCCUGUGCAAUGCCCUUACCUAUUCCCUGAUCCAAAGUUGAUAUGAUAGAGACUGCUGUCAGCUUUCAAGAUUAUUUCUUAAACUUGACUAUAGAAAACUCACUGGUUGUAGUGUUGCUGUGAAUUUGUAUUGUGCUCAUAAAUGUUCACUAAUCAUCAGUGAAUUUAAAUUGGAAUAUAGGUGUUGUGUUAAGUGGACUGCCAGUAUGCUUUGCAUGUUCCUCUACUGUCUUGAGAAAGGUUGGAAUUUCCAGAAUUUCCUUG
Molecule: messenger RNA, 5951 nt
Organism: Chanos chanos (milkfish)
Lineage: Eukaryota; Metazoa; Chordata; Actinopteri; Gonorynchiformes; Chanidae
Gene: kidins220a
Product: kinase D-interacting substrate 220a
Exons: 30
Coding region: 111-5318 (1735 amino acids)
Molecular function (GO): PDZ domain binding; protein kinase regulator activity
Source: RefSeq, a predicted model, not a curated record